UUUCGUGCCAUCAAAACCUCUACAAUCCCAUAAUCAUGUCUAGAUUUUUUGUUGUUUUGAUCGCCGUCCUAGCGACUGCCGCCGCUAAACUACAAAAAUUGAGCGUGAUUGUCCCAGAACAAGAAACCCAAUCCACCCACUUAUCAGCCAUUCAGUUAUCUGGAGAUCAUUCCUCUCACGGAGGCAAGAAGUACUCAUCAAGCGCUGAACUCACCAGUUUGGCUCACUCUUCGGCACUUCAAGCCAGAACAGCGGUGCAAAAUCAACAAGUAGCAGGGGUCCAAGCGGCUGCAGGAGCCCAAAAUGGAUUCGCUCGUGCCGCACAAGAAGCAGCUCACGCCGCAAGAGUAGCUUUAGUAGCCAAGCAAGUUAUUGUUCAAAAUUUGCAGGCGCAAGUUGAGGAUGCUGAACAUCAAUUGCAAGCUGAAGAGGGACAGUACCAACAAGCUCUCGAAGCCGCUAAUGCAGCUCAAAACGCCGUCCAGCAAAGCCAACAGCAAUUAACCGCUGCUACUGCUGCCUUUGCCGCUAUACAACAGUCUGCUACUCAAACAGAACGUGCCGCCGCUGCUGCGUUACAGGCUGCUGCCGCUCAGCAUCAAAUGAUCCAAGAUGCUCAGCAAAGACUUGGAAGGCUGCAUGCUCGAUUGGAUGAAGCCUUAGCUGGACUAGCUGAAACUCAACAGUCGGCUCAAAGAGCCGCUGCUGCCGCUCAACAAGCUCAAAAUAAUGCUGAAGCUUCUGCACUACUGGCCGUAGCAAACAGCGCUGCAAAUCAGAAUGGUGAACAUGAUUCAAAUCUUUACCACCACUAAAUUCUGAGAAGACUGACAAUUUCGUGUUCAUCCAUUCUGUAUAUAUCCAUUGUCAUCGUUUAUAUUUAAAUAAAAGUAAGAUGUA
Messenger RNA from Zophobas morio, 900 nucleotides. RefSeq lists its product as uncharacterized. The transcript has 4 exons. Lineage: Eukaryota; Metazoa; Arthropoda; Insecta; Coleoptera; Tenebrionidae. The record is from RefSeq and is a predicted model, not a curated record. Bases 36 to 815 code for a protein of 259 amino acids.